UGCCUCCAACUGAGUCAUGCAAUUUAUGUGGAGAAAUAACGAGAGGUAUAGUUGUGAGAAAUAAAUAGGAAAAAAAAUAUUGCAUUAGUUUCCUCGUCGCGGAGGUAAUCAGUCUAUUGUUCGAGGUGAUUUCCUUGGAGACAUUUGAUAAAAUCGUCUUGGAGGAUCUGGUGGAUUGAAGGUUCACAGCAGCGCAGGUCUUGGAGAAUUGACACUGGAUUUCGUGGGAUUUAGUCGGCCAUCGGUGUUGCAACCCACCCGGCUGUCAAAGUACUCCUUGAAAAGAGGAUAAUCGAAUUGCUCACAGGAAAGAACGGUGUAAUUCACGGUGUUUGAGUACCAGUGAAAGUGUGAAGAACGUGUCCAGGGUGGGGCAUCAUCGGUUUGACAAGUUGGAUCGAUUUUGGUUGAGAAUGUAUUGAUUUAGGGGGCUGUCGUUGGUUCGAGAAUACAAGCAGAUUGCGAGGAUUGAGGUAUUUUGGGGAUUUGUUGGUGGCCGGAGUGACUUGGGAUCGACAUGGAGGACGAUCUUCCCACUGAAUAUGAUGUCGUCGUCGUGGGAACAGGGAUGACGGAGUCCAUCGUGGCUGCUGCUGCCAGCAGAAUCGGCAAGAAAGUACUCCAUCUGGAUAGUAACGAGUAUUACGGGGGCUUGUGGGCGACCUUCAACUUUGACGGUUUCGAGAAGUGGAUUGAGGACCUGAACGCAUCGGAAGCUGGAGGGGAUGCUAAUGUGGAGGUAGAGACUGGCGAAAAAUUCUUAAAGGCCAGUAAUCAAUAUUCAACGGUUGAGAAUAUCGAUGAAACGUGGUUCAUACCGAAUGAUGCGGAGCUACCAGACCUCUCAACGAAGGAGAGUCAAACCGAAAGUGAAACCGAGGAGAAAGAGAAAACCGACGUGGGGAAAACCGAGCACAAAUACGCUACGAAACACUGGACGAUCGAGCGAAUUGUAAAGGAACACCGAAGAUUCAAUAUUGAUCUAGCCCCAAAACUGCUCUUCGCAAGAGGAGAUCUGGUGGAAUUACUGAUAUCAAGCAACAUAGCACGUUACGCAGAAUUCCGUGCUGUCUCGAGAGUAGCAACAUUCAUGGAUGGAAAACUCACACAAGUACCUUGUUCCCGAGCUGACGUGUUUGCCAACAAAACGGUGAGCGUAGUUGAGAAGAGAAUGCUGAUGCAGCUGCUGAUGUCGUGCAUGGAGCAGGGAGCUGAGAGCCCAGAGUUCGAUGGCUACCGUGACAAAACCUUCCUGGAGUAUUUAAACACGAAGAAUCUGACGCCAAUGGUGAAGCACUACGUGAUGCAGGCGAUAGCAAUGGCCACAGAGAAAACUUCAUGCCGUGACGGAGUAAUUCGUACGAAGCAUUUCCUCAAUAGCUUGGGAAGAUACGGAAACACUCCAUUCCUGUGGCCCAUGUACGGUAGUGGAGAGUUGCCCCAGUGUUUCUGUCGACUUUGCGCCGUUUUUGGUGGUGUUUAUUGCCUGAAACGCCAGCUGGAUGGAAUAGUUGUGAAUGAGGACAAGUGCAAGGCCAUUAUCAGUGGAAAACAACGACUCGCCCUGGAGCACUUGGUGGUAGGGCAGGGCCAUCUACCACCUGAGAUCGUCGAGUCACCUGGGGAGCACAAAAUUUCACGUGGAAUAUUCAUCACUGACAGAUCUAUUAUGCAGGGGGAGAAGGAAAAUCUCACUCUUCUUUAUUAUCCACCUGAGGAGCCUGGCCAGGAACCCGUCACUCUCAUUGAGCUGGGACCAUCCACCAAUGCCUGUCCUCAGGGCCUCUUCAUGGUCCACAUGACAUGCAAGAGAACAGCAACUGCUAAGGAUGAUUUGGCGUAUGUCGUGAAGAAAUUCCUCGCCGCCAAUGCUCUCGAGCCCAACGUUGUUCCAUAUCCCACUGACGUUCACACCCAGACUGUUCCUGAGAAGAGCCAUCUCCAGGAGGCCGAUGAGGCUAAGGACAAACAGCUUGAUCAUCUCAAGCCCCAUGUUCUCUGGUCAAUGUAUCUGAAUUUACCAGCUAGUGACAUCAGGUUGAGUGAUUCUGCACCCAAGAAUGUUCACCUCUGCUCUGGACCUGAUCUUGAUCUUGACUUUGAUUUCGCUGUUAAUCAGGCGAAGGAGAUCUUCAAGACUAUGUACCCUGACGAGGAUUUUCUCCCCCGUGCUCCUGAUCCCGAGGAAAUCGUCCUCGAGGGUGAUGAAACCCCUGGGCCAAAGUUCGAGGAUGUACCCGAGGCUGAGGACGUCAGCAAGGAGGAAUAAAUUAUGUCUUUUUGGUGAGGAGAGAUGGAGCGAGAAGCAGGAUGCUUUUUGCAAUUCCCAAUUUGCUACACCAAACCAACAGGAAAUGUGGAUGAGGAAUGGCCUGCAUUCUUAAUGUCUUUACCGUUAUCAUCAUUUCACCUCUUGCAUUUUUUAUGU
This is a messenger RNA of Fopius arisanus, 2428 nucleotides long. It is a transcript of the gene Rep, whose product is annotated as Rab escort protein. The coding region runs from base 518 to 2269 and encodes 583 amino acids. The record is from RefSeq and is a predicted model, not a curated record. The transcript has 5 exons. NCBI's taxonomy places the organism in Eukaryota, Metazoa, Arthropoda, Insecta, Hymenoptera, Braconidae. Gene Ontology annotation, cellular component: cytosol; Rab-protein geranylgeranyltransferase complex; cytoplasm. Gene Ontology annotation, biological process: protein geranylgeranylation; vesicle-mediated transport; intracellular protein transport. Gene Ontology annotation, molecular function: GDP-dissociation inhibitor activity.